CUUCUCUGUCCUGUCUGGCUGUCCCUUUGUGUCCCUCAUCCCUCCAUCCGCCCGGGGGGUCUCUCUCCUUCCCUUUUCAUUCUGUCAGGAUUGCAAACCCCCCAGCUUCUACCUGGGAUUUUCUUGUGGAAAAAGUCUCAGAGGUCCACCACAAUAUGGAACUGGAUUUUGGACAUUUUGACGAAAGAGAUAAGGCAUCCAGGAACAUGCGAGGGUCCCGGCUGAAUGGGCUUCCCAGCCCUACCCACAGUGCCCACUGCAGCUUCUACCGGACCCGGACCUUGCAGGCUCUGAGCAAUGAGAAGAAGGCCAAGAAGGUCCGCUUCUAUCGUAACGGAGACCGCUACUUCAAGGGCAUCGUGUACGCCGUGUCCACUGACCGCUUCCGCAGCUUCGAUGCCUUGCUGGCUGACUUGACCCGCUCCCUGUCCGACAAUAUCAACCUCCCCCAGGGGGUGCGCUACAUCUAUACCAUCGAUGGAGGCCGCAAAAUCGGGAGCAUGGAUGAGCUGGAGGAAGGUGAAAGCUAUGUGUGCUCCUCAGACAAUUUCUUCAAGAAGGUGGAGUAUGCCAAGAACGCCAACCCCAACUGGUCGGUCAACGUGAAGACCUCAGCCAAUCUGAAAGCUCCCCAGUCCCUGGCCAGCAGCCACAGUGCCCAGGCCAGGGAGAACAAGGACUUUGUUCGGCCUAAGCUCGUAACCAUCAUCCGUAGUGGGGUGAAGCCCCGCAAGGCUGUGCGGGUGCUCUUGAACAAGAAGACCGCCCACUCGUUUGAGCAAGUCCUCACCGACAUCACUGAAGCCAUCAAACUGGAGACAGGAGUGGUCAAAAAGCUGUAUACUCUGGAUGGGAAGCAGGUGACCUGUCUCCACGAUUUCUUUGGCGAUGAUGAUGUGUUUAUUGCCUGUGGUCCUGAAAAAUUCCGCUACGCCCAGGAUGACUUUUCCCUGGAUGAGAAUGAGUGCCGAGUCAUGAAGGGGGCCCCACCUGCUACCACCAGCACCAAGUCAUCUCCCAAGACUCAAAAGAGCUCAGCAAAAAGUCCUGGCCCUGUGCGCAGGAGCAAGUCGCCAGCUGACUCAGGUAACGACCAAGAUGCCAACGGGACAUCUAGCAGCCAGCUGUCCACCCCCAAGUCAAAGCAGUCGCCAAUCUCGACCCCCACCAGCCCUGGGAGCCUCCGGAAGCACAAGGUAGACCUGUACCUGCCUCUGUCCUUGGAUGACUCCGACUCCCUGGGAGAUUCCAUGUGAAGAGAACACAGUGUCCAGCGUCCAGAGGCCAACUUUCCACUUUCCUCCUGUACAGUAUGGUACUUCUGCUAGAGUGUCCAACAGGGCCAUUAUUGCUUUCAAGUUUCAAAAAAAAAAGAAGAGAGAGAGAGAGAGAAAGAAAAAGGACGCAGAAUUAACAUGUUUGGUUGGUUUUUUUUUUCUGUGAUUCCUCCUCUGGGCCACAAAUCCACAGUUAUCAAGUAAGGAGGUUAGAUUGAUGCCAUUCUUUGGAGCAAUUUGAUGGGGGUGUGAUAUGUGCCGUUCCCGAGCCCCCACGAGGCUCAUGCUGUCUCAUUCUAGUGCUACAGGCUGCUGUCCAUGGAGGGUAGCUCCUACAAAUCACAUGGAAAAUGUGACUGGGGCAGGGGGUGGGGGAAAAGGGAAUCUGGAGCAAAAAGAUCCUUGGUGAAUCCUCAACUGGGCAAAAAGUGCCCCUGAUCUCCUUGUCCGAAGAAGGCUGACAGGGGUCAGAGCUGAUACUGGUCAUCUCUCGGCUUACGCCUCUGACAGAGCCCCAGCCUGGCAUCUGGCACCAAUUUGGGGGGCGGGCGAGCAGGGAAGCCAGGGACUUGUACUAGCACAGCCAUCUGCCAGGGUGCUAGCAAUGUACUGAGGGAAGGGGACUACACCACAGGGAUUCCUAGCCUGGCCCACCGAAGCAGGAGCCCCAUCUGGUAGGCCAACUCCACCUCCUCCACUGAGCCAAGCAGGAAUCUGUGAGCCGAGCCGUUCAGCUGGGCCCAAGGGACCUGAAGGCCACAUUCACCCUCUUGUCAGUGAUGGUAUCGGUCUAACUCCACGUCUUCUGUUGAAUGCCUUGUGAACCACCAACACUGAAAACACUGUGAGAAUUUGUUUUCAGGGCUGACAUCUUUCAGUCGCAUUUUAUAGCAAGAACUCAAUCUCCUUUUUAUAAAAAAGCAAAAACAAAAACCUCAUGUCAACUCUUCCUGCUCCUUUUUUAUAAGCUGGGGCUUUUUUCUUUUGUCUAAAAAACACAUGCAGAAAAUGAAAAAAAACCCACCAACAACAACAACCUUCCAAACCAUCAAAGGAUGACUGAGUUUAGUGACGAUGCUGGAGAAGCCAAGAACAGCCAAGGCCCACACCAUGGCAUCAGCCUUCAGAUGAGCUUUGGAACAAUUGAGCUUGACCACCCAAUGCCAGUGGGGCCCACCAUUCCCACCGCAUCCUCAGCCCUUCCCACUGCCACCCCGAACAGAGAUGUUGCUCCUCUUCACCUUGGAUGCCUGAUUUGGCCCAGCCCUUGGGCUUUGAGGCAGGAGCUCCUCCAAGAAGUCAAGAGGCCUCCUCAACUGAGAUCUGAAGUAACACCUGCCAGUGCUGAUGGCAGCAGAUGGGAAGAGUUCCUAACCCCACCACCAUUUCCCUAUGCAUUAGAAGGGAUAGGGAAGGUUAGAAUGAGAUGGGACGGGAGGGAUGGCUUGGCUUGGCUUGGCUUGGCUACUCAAUGAUUCUGGGUCAUUCCUCCACCCUGCCUGGGGUGAGCCAGUUUUCUGUGUGUGUGUAUGUGUGUGUGUGUGUGUGUGUGUGUGUGUGUGUAACUGUGUCACCAUCAAGCGUCUACCUCAGCCUGAGUUAUUGACCACUGAAGUGGACACAUGCUGGGACACACAGUGCUGUGGGUGGGGGCCACUCAGAUCUUAGGAUCAUAGAACAUCAGAGCUGAAAGGGACCUUAGAACUCAUUUCAUCCAACCCUCUCAUUUGCAUAUGAGAAAACUGAGGCCCAAAGGGAGGAAAUAAUUUGUCCAGCAUCACACAGGGAGUAGGCAGCAGAGUCAACAUUUGAACCCCAAACAUCGAUUCAAAAUUACCCAAGUCAAGCUCCAGACUGGCCCUGCUGCUGGAGCCAAGGCAGUGCACGGCGGAUACACCCUCCACUCUUGUUCGGUCGAUCCUUAUGGCAGCAUAAAGGCCAAGGGUCUCGUCCCUUCCUUUCCUUUCUCUAUUUUGUUCCCUGACCACUCCCCUUGCAUUCUCCCCUGGAGCUCAUUGCCAACUCUUUGGAAGAAGAAGUGGACAGGACUCUAGUACCCCUGUCAUCCAGUCACACCUCAAGGGCCUAAAGCACUAGCCCCAUCCCCAGUCCCCCACAGCCUCAAUCCAGGGCUUUGCCUGGGCAAAGUAAGCCACUUACUGUUGACCAUCUCCUUCUCAGCCUCUGCUGGGCUCCCACCAGAAUCCUGACAUUUCUUUUUACUAGAAUGAAGCCCAAGGCUCCCAAACCACAGGCCCAGGCUCAUCUCCCAGAACUCUUUAGCUUCCAAACAAGCAUCUUGGCCUUAACUAGCUCCAUGGAGCCACUGAUAUAGCAUCCAGGCAGACAGAAGCUUUGCUUGUGUGGCACUUACCUGCUGUUACCAUUAGGCCCUCUGGAGGGCAGAAGCAGGCUCACGUGCCUUGGGAGGCCCACUCCCUUCUGUUCGGUGGCAGGCCAGCCAGAAGGGAAAGGUCAGGGCAUUCCUGGCCCUCUCUGCAUACCCAGCUGGGCUCCCCAGGUCUAUACCCAGGGUACGCCCAAAAGGACCCCCUCAUUGGCCUUUUCUCAGCUUAUUCAGUCCCUAUGGGGUAUAAUCAACGAAUUCCUAAGUGAGCUUGGGCUCCUAGACUCAGCUGCCUUAGCAGUUGCCAAGGUUUCCUCGGCCCAGACAGCAUAGCUGCUGAAUUUUUUCAAACUUUCCAAGAAUAAAUAAUCCCCAUUUUUUUUAGAUCAUUCAUAAUUAUAAAGGUGGCAUGCUACCCUUUAUGAGGCUAAAACAGCAUUCGUCUUAAAAUCUGGCAGAAAUAACAGUGAAAUAGAGAACCAAAGACCAAUUUCUCUAAUCAACAGAGCUGCAAAAACACUAGAUAAAUACUAGCUGGUAGAAUGCAUCAGUAUAGGGGCUUUUCUUCGUACGUGGAGGGAACACAAGAGGUCAGCUAGUCUACCUCCUUCAUUGACAGUUGAGGAAACCGAGGCCCAGAAAGAGGCCUGUUGUAACAGUCCCAUCUCUGGGAUUUCUCCUUUACGUUCGAGGCUAUAAGCAGCUUGGCACUGUGCCCCCUUCCUGUACUUCUGAUCAUCUUCAGAAGAUUUGGAAAACCUUUAGGGGGCUGCCUUUGAAACCAACUGUCUGAACCCCCUUUCCAGGGCCCUUUGUGCCCAGCCAGGCCACUGCUGGCCUUCUCGGCUUUCCCUUGAGGGACCCUGGAUUCUUUUCUGCACAGUCAGCAGACCCCAAGUGCUUCAGAAAGCAUCUGCUGCCUCACCCUUUCCCCCUUCCCACGUAUCCAACUAACCUAAUGGCUGUCUGUCGCUCACUCCCGCCUCCUGCAGGAAUAGAAAGGACAAAGCAAAAGAAAAGGGUAUGCAUGGGGCGAGGGGGUGGAUGGAGAGGGCAGGGACAACUUCCUGAAUGAGGUUAAAUAGGAGACUGUGAGCUGCAAGGUAAUGGGGAAGAGACUUUUCCAAGAGAACUACUUGUCAGCCAAGCCGAGCCGAGCCAGCAUGGGAGCUUUGGGGCCCCCGCAGACACAAGACGUUACAGUCGGAAAGGCCCUUAGUUCAUCGAAGCUCCAACCUGAGAGGGACUUUGGGCUAUGCAAUGCCAUAACAUGAGAGAAUAUAAUAUAUGACAUGUCAGCCCCAGCCUAGAAGAGACCUUGGGCUAGAGAAUAUUAGUGCUGGAAGGGAUUUGGGAAAUGAUCUCAUCCCACCCCCCUCAUGGUAUAGAGAAUGAAAGUGAUGCCCAGAAAGGAGAAAGGAUUAGCCCAAGUUGGUGGCAGGACAGGGGCCAGAAGCCAGGUCUCCUGGCUCUCAGGGGUGCCCUUGCCAGUACACUUAGCUUUCCCUCCCCUGGCUUUCUGAGAGAUGCUGGAUCUUGGAAUCCCUAUCUCAUCAAGCAGAGGGAGCAAGGCCCAACCCCACCCCCCACCCCACCCCACCCCUGAGGAAAUAAGGUGCAACCAUUCAGGGGAAGCAGAGGAGCAAGGGGAUAGAGUGAGGCCAAGGAAAGGCACUUGGAGUAUGAGGCCUGGCUGCCCUCUGGGAGAAGUGCUCAGGGCUGCCCGUAAGUGCUCAGCUCUCAGAGCCUUCAGGCCUCCAGUUUGGGGCGUGCACAGACUAGCUGCUAUGUCCCAUCCAAAUGCACCCUGCUGGCCAAGCAGCCGCGCUCUUAGAACAGGAAAGGAAGAAGGCAGAGGAGCCACAGCCAAGGGGUGCCCCUACUCCUUUUAGGGAGCUUUGAAAUGCUAUCUUUGUAAGACUUGGUGUGGCCAUUAUCAGCUGCAGCUGGAGCCGUUUCUUUGGUGGCUAACCUUGGUCACUUCUCUCAGGCUCCACUUGGCCUGGGGUUAGCUUUCUCUGGCCCUGUGGUAGUGACUGCUCCCAGAAGGCACUGGGAAAGGAGUUAAAUCCAUGCUCUGGCCAUCUGUUUACAGCUGUGGAGGGGCCAUCUGACCUUAUGCGCUACCUUGGGCCAAGGGGGUCUAGAGGGCCAUCAAAUCUUGGAAAAGUCACCAAAACUUUGACAAUGAGCACCUUGCCCCCUGUUAGAGUCUUCAGGGCCCUGUCGUUCACUCUCCCAUGUACCCCCAUCUUCCUUUUUGUGCCUCUGGCCUCCUCUCCAUACCCACAGCAUAGUCCUGGCCUCCAUCCACUAUGCUUUCUGUGACUGUACCCCCAUUCUCUGGGCCCCCUGCUUUUUCCAUACCUCCUUGCUCUCUCUGUGUCCCCAUUCUCUCUGUGCCUUCAGCUUUGGGUACCCAUCAAAACUUCUUAACUCUCCCCUCACUCUUCUGUACCCACACUCUCUUUAUAUCCUCUCUGUGACUCCCCCCUGUACUCUCUGGGCCCCCACUGCAUUCCCUGGGCUGUCAUUCUCUGUAUUCACUACUUGCUGUGCCCGCUCUGGCUCACAUGCCCACUCCCUCCAGAUUCCCCACUCUGCACCCAGCCCCAUCCUCCCAGCAGUCCCCUCAUCUCCAUGGUCCUCUCUGAGUUGCCCUCCUAGAGGAGCCCUCUGCUUGCCUCCUUCCUGUGUUGCUGCUUGGGCUUCAGACUCGGAGGCCUCUAAAGCCAGUCCUGGGCUCCUGCCUCUCUCUCUGUCUGCCUCCCUGUCACUUACCCCUAGGGUCCUGGUGAAGGUGCCUCCUCCUCCUGGCCUCUCUUACCCAGGUGCAGACUUGUACAGCCCUAUCUCACUCAGACUUCCUCCUGGCCCUUUCCCUUGAGGAUCUGCGCCUGCCUCCUUGGUGGUCAGGAAGGCUGGCUAAGACCUCUUCAGCCAAACCUGCAGGCCUCAGCCUCCCCAGCUUGCACCCAGAGUGUGGCCUGGGCCUUCGGCAGCUGCCCUUCAGAAAAAGCCUGGAGCUGGAGAUAGCAACAUGAUAGACCACCUAAGCCUUCCCUCUAGGCUUCCCAUGGAAGGUUCCCAUGCAGGGACUCUAUCCCUUUUGCAAAGAACAGUCUCUAGAGUGGAUUGCACAGUAUUGUUACUGUUACUGCCCCUGUUUCUUCCUGUUCCCAGCCCAAUGGGGCCAGGAGAAGGAACAGUUCAAGCCAGAACUCAAAAUCCCAGCUGCUGAAGCAGCAUGAAGGCAAAUAGGACCGGCAAUCUCUUGUUAAACCCCUUCUCUGGCCCGGCCUUUCCAACACUGCCUGGCUGCCCACCUCUGAGCAUCCAGGCUCAGCAUUCUCCGUGCUCAAGGCAGGCCCUUCAGGGGCCAGCUCUCCACUUGCAGAGCCCAGGGCCUGGAGAGUGUAGCAUUGCCACCAGGGCCAAAAGCACUGUGCUGUUUGCAAUCUAAGGGACACCUGGGUUCAAGAGAUCCGGGCUAGAGCAGAAUCCCCUCCCUCCCCCCCUGGCUGAAAUAGGUCACCUUCUCUGUGAUGCUUCCCAACUCACAAGCUGGCAUUUGAUGGUCCCCUGCCACACGCUGCCACAUGUUAUCUCUGGAAGGGUUUGCCUCUCUCCUUCUCCACCAUCACAUGUGCACACACACACAUACACACACACACAGAGUCGGAUGUGCAGAGACAUCUGCCCCCCUCUUCUCCUCCACAAUUCUCUCUAUUUACUCAUCCUUUUCCAGCCUUGCCAGCUCAGGAACAGCCUCCUCCUUCCCUAUCGGCCCUUGGGCCUGAGCAUAUUCCUCCUGGCUGACCAGGCUGGUCCACUAUUUUGUGGAGCAGAGAAGGGUGCAAACAGCUGGACAGAAACCUCAACCAUCUUCUCACAGCCCCUUGGUCUUUUUCAAUUUGCUCAGUUAACAAAGCUUCAGUGUGAUAUACCUGAGAGCCCAUAGUGUGGAUUCGA
Molecule: messenger RNA, 7596 nt
Organism: Phascolarctos cinereus (koala)
Lineage: Eukaryota; Metazoa; Chordata; Mammalia; Diprotodontia; Phascolarctidae
Source: RefSeq, a predicted model, not a curated record